ACGGGUGAAAGCCGCCUCGUAUGUUCGUGCGGCGCGUGUAUGUGUGUGCGUACGAGUUCGUGUGUGCCUGCGUGAUGAGGCGGCGUGGGCUGUAUAUAAGAGCCGAGAGGUAACCUCCGAGGGGACACCAUCGCCCAGCGGCGCGAAGAGAAAGGUUUUCGCUCUACCCCACAAGGCGGUACCCUUAGUCGACCCGACAUUCUCCGUGCGAUCUCACAGGCCGACAACACGAUGAAGACAGCGCUGGUCCUCGCGGUCAUCUUGGCCGCUUUGGCCCUCGUGUCGAGCGCUGACGAGCCGGAGGUCGCUUCCACCGAUGCUCCGGCUGUGGCCAGCACUGAGGAGCCGGCCGUUGAGCCAGCUGCCGAUGACAAGGACAAGAAAGAAGGCAAGGAGAAAGUCGAGAGUCGCGGUGGCAUCUUCGGAGGCGGAUUUGGCGGUUACGGACCGGGCGUAGGAAUUGGAUACGGCGGCCUUGGCUACGGCGCUGGUCUUGGCUAUGGCGGUCUCGGCUAUGGAGGCCUCGGCUACGGCAGUGGUCUUGGCUACGGUGGUCUUGGCUACGGUGGUCUUGGUUAUGGAGGUCUUGGAUACGGCGGGGGCUAUGGCGGCCUUGGAUACGGCCGCGUCGGCUAUGGUGGUCUCGGCUACGGUGGUCUUGGCUACGGCGGGCUUGGUUACGGUGGUCUUGGCUAUGGUGGACUUGGCUACGGAGGUCUGGGUUAUGGCGGCCUCGGCUACGGCGGAGCUGGCUACGGCGGUUACGGAGGUGGAUACUACGGUGCCGGCCGCGGCUAUGGCCAGGGUGGCUUUAACUACGGUGGUGGCGAGGCUGCGAAACGCGUGUACGGCCACACUUCGACUUACGGCCAGACGUCCACUUACGGGCUGCAGGCCAACGCAGGCAGCGCGUACGGUGCGGGACAUCAGGCUGGCGGAGCUGGUUUCGAGAAGGCCGCACACGCAGGAGGAGCCGCUGGUGGACAGUACGGCGGUGCCCAAGUCGGAGGCGUCGGAGUCGGAGGGGUCGUUGGCUGAGACCCGCCACCAUCACGAAGCUUGCCCCAUCCUGCUCCUACCGAGUCUGCGACGGACAGAGAGGAGCUGGAUUCUUCACCAACACUGCCUGUCAGCGGACUUCCAUCAUUAAAAAAAAUACAAACUCGCUUCGACAUGAAAUUUGGGCAUAUCAUGAAAGGUAACUCGUCACAAGAGGCUGGUGCAGCAUCAGUGGUCACACGAAGGACCUCGUCUGGCUGUGAAUACUCUUGUUUGAAUAAAUGUUCCUGUUUUCCCUAA
Rhipicephalus sanguineus (brown dog tick) is the source of this 1299-nucleotide messenger RNA. RefSeq lists its product as uncharacterized. NCBI's taxonomy places the organism in Eukaryota, Metazoa, Arthropoda, Arachnida, Ixodida, Ixodidae. The record is from RefSeq and is a predicted model, not a curated record. The transcript is spliced from 3 exons. The coding region runs from base 232 to 1038 and encodes 268 amino acids.